AUGUUUCCAAUCUUGGGCUUUUUGGAUGUUUUUGAUUUGAGUCACGUGAUGGCAGAUAUCGCCAACCACAGCCGUGCGUCGCACCGAACUGAAGAUUCAUCGACAGUGAGCCGCAAACGGAAGCGCAAUGAAGGCAGCUCGGAUAGGUCGCAGAGUGCCCAAAAUAAUAGCAAGAAGAAGAGUUCUGCUGCCAGUUCGUCUCGGGAAAGGCCAGCAGGCGGCUCGUCCAGCUCAAAGGCAGAUUUCGAAGCCCAAGCGCAGCUCGACGGGCUUGUCCAGGGUACAAGUCCUGCGGAGGGUGAGGCAGCGCCGGGGAUGGAAUACAAGCCUGAUGGGAGAAAAACGAAGAAAGGCAGUAGAGACGUGGCAGGCGGAUCUGAUCAGCCGUCUCGAAGGGAUGAAGUUCGAAGAACAACAUCCGAGCGGGAGUCCGGCGAUUCAAGCAUCAAACGAAAAGUGACCACAAGGAAAAAGGAGAAAGGGAGUCCUGCCAUACCAGCCACCAACGGCGCCGAUGGAGAGACUACAAGGCAUAAGAAGAUCAUGUCAAAGUAUGAGAAGUCGAAACGGAGCGUAACCGGCCAUGCUUUACCUAACUUAAAGGAAAAUAAGGCGGAGCCUAUAGUAGAUGAGAUUCAUGGUCUGGUGCCAUUGCCUCAGCCUGCCCUUGCGCCGACUGAACCGGAGAGACCAUCUUAUACUACACUUCCUCCAUGGCUGGCGGCUCCCUCUACGGCCUCUGCAGGUCAUCCCUCAAGCUUCUCAGAUUUGGGAAUUGGGGACAGUUUGGUUGAUGCUCUAAAGGCCAAGGGAUUCACAGAGGCAUUGCCAGUGCAGUCAGCUGUAAUACCCCUACUUUCCAAGAGCUCAACACGAUACCCGGGGGAUGUUUGUGUCUCAGCUGCCACCGGGUCCGGUAAGACUCUGGCGUACGUCCUCCCCCUUUUCUCAGGCCUGGAGCGUCUCCCCGUUGCGAGGCUGCGGGCAGUGAUUAUUGUCCCCACAAGAGAGUUGGUGAAGCAGGUUCGUGACGCGUGCGAACUCUGCUCGGGCGGCUCGGGACUUCGAAUUGGCACGGCCGUGGGUUCAUCUGCUCUCAAGGACGAACAAACCCAGAUAAUGGAGCAAAAUCGGGCGUAUAAACCGGAUAGCUGGACUAGUGGCGGUAAUGGUAGCAACAAGAUGACUGCGGAAGAAUGGGCGUCUUUCAGCCUGACGGACUACGUCGCUGAAGUGGAGGAAUACAGCAAGACCCUGCCCGACCAUGUCAUCGAGUCGUCGCCCUGUGUUGAUAUAUUAAUAUGCACUCCGGGGAGACUGGUUGACCACAUCCGGUCGACCAAAGGUUUCACAUUAGAAUCCCUUGAGUGGCUAGUCAUCGACGAAGCUGAUCGGCUACUCAACGAGAGCUUUCAAGAGUGGGUUGAUAUAGUUCUUCCCGCAUUGGAUGGUGUGGAAAAAUCUACUUGCAGCGGCCCAUUAUAUCAGCUAACGAAGGGAAUAAGCUGCCCUGUAGAGCCUCGAUGGCCCCAGAAGGUCGUACUAAGCGCUACUAUGACCCGGGAUAUAACCAAACUCAACUCCCUGAGGCUACAAAAUCCAAAGCUGGUGACGGUUGAUGCGGCAGAAAAGGGCAACGCUGGAUUAACGGGCCAGGAUAGUAAUUUCGCAUUACCCUCCCUACUGGAUGAAAGUUCGAUACUUGUCGGUGAUGGAUCUGAGAAACCUCUAUAUCUCCUUAAGCUGGUAAGGUCAUCUAUCGGCAUGGUAGUCGACCAGAAGGCCGGGACCAAAAACAGACGGAUGUCAAUCUCCACUUCGUCAAGUGACUCUAGUGACACAACUGAUUCAUCAGACGAUGUCGCCUUAUCAUCUUCAUCCUCAUCCUCACCAGGAAAUGACUCGUCAGACUCGGAUUCGGAUUCUCAAUCGUCAGUGAGCAGCCAUUCAUCCACCUCGAACAAACAAAGCACAUUCCAACCUUCGGUCCUUAUAUUCACGAAAUCAUCAGAGGCUGCAUCACGACUCUCACGCCUGCUUACUCUUAUACACCCCUAUCUUGACGGCAAAAUUGGAACUCUCAUUAAAUCUAACAAAUCGAGCACCUCUCGGAGGGCGAUAUCAGCCUAUAAAAGGGGGAAGAUACGAAUAAUCAUUGCAACAGACCGUGCUUCUCGUGGCUUGGAUCUCCCUCUCCUGGAUAAUGUCAUUAACUAUGAUGUUCCUAACAGCUUGACUACCUAUGUCCACCGAGUUGGCCGUACUGCAAGAGCAGGCCGACCCGGCACUGCAUGGACUCUAGUAACUCAUAGCGAAGGCAGGUGGUUUAAGAACGAGAUCAGCAGGGGCAAUGUGAACAGGGCUCCUGGGAAGACAAUCAGGCGAGUAGCUCUCAAACUAGACGACAGAGACCGGUCAGAGCUGCAGGAGAGAUAUGGGAAGGCUCUCAAACAGUUAGAGGCCGAGGUAGCAGGCCAGGGGAAAACGAUAGACAAACCAAAGGCUAGCUAG
This is a messenger RNA of Microsporum canis CBS 113480, 2511 nucleotides long. RefSeq names its product ATP-dependent RNA helicase dbp6. Gene Ontology annotation, cellular component: nucleus. The record is from RefSeq and is a predicted model, not a curated record. Lineage: Eukaryota; Fungi; Ascomycota; Eurotiomycetes; Onygenales; Arthrodermataceae. The coding region runs from base 1 to 2511 and encodes 836 amino acids. The transcript has 2 exons. Gene Ontology annotation, molecular function: nucleic acid binding; RNA helicase activity; ATP binding.